AUGCCCUCUGGAAAAUUGCGCUUCCGGGUUGAUGCAACCGAGAUCGACGAAGAGAUGGAAGCCAUUGACGGCUAUGUGGUUGAUCCUAGUCGGUAUUCCGAUCACGCCUGUCGGCUGAAAACCAGUCGUGACGGUCGCUUCGUUCUGAUUCCUCAGCCAUUGGAUACGCCCGACGAUCCCUUGAAUUGGAGCAACGGGAGAAAGUGGACGAUCGUGAUCAUUGUGGCCUACAUUGCCUUGCUCGCCGAUUACACCGGUGGGACAGCCAUCAUCACGGUGAUCCCACAGUCUUUAGAAUGGGAACUCUCUCAAGAGACUGUGCAACGGGCCGUUGUUGGUAAUCUCUUUUCCAUUGGGGCUUGUGGGCUCCUCGUCGUCCCUCUCGCAAGCUACUUUGGACGCUGGCCAGUCACUUGCGUCUUUCAACUGCUGAUGCUUUUGACGUGCGUGUGGUCAGCAGCAGCAACCAACUUUUGCUCGUAUCUCGCAGCCCGAAUCCUGAAUGGCUUCUUCUGCAGUGUUGGACAAGGUGGAGCGUUGAUGUGGAUUAAGGAUCUCUUCUUUUUCCACCAGCAUCCGCAGGUCAUCAAUUACGUCGAGUUCUCGAUCAUCCUCAGCCCGUAUCUGGGACCCUUGACUGCCUCGUUCAUUGUGUCAGACUUGAAUUGGCGAUGGGCCUUUUGGAUCUGCACUAUCUUAGCGGGAAUCGCUUUCUUUGCCGUCUUCUUUCUCGACGAGACUUUGUUUGAUCGCACUGAACCCUCCUCUCCUCGAGGAUCCUUUCUUGCUCGGCUCGCUGGCAUACAGCAAGCCAAGUCUCCGUCCAAGGACUUUGUAAAAUGCAUGACUCGUCCACUUGUUGCUGUCACGAAGAUCCCAGUAGUGACCAUCCUUGUCUAUUAUUUCCUGAACUUUGCGUGGGUCAUCGGGGUCAAUACCACAAUCGGCAUCUGGUUGACCAACUACUACCAUUUCUUACCUCGAGACAUCGGCUUCUUCUACUUCUUUGGUAUCGUCGGCUGCUUGAUCGGCUGGCUGAUUGGCCACUUUCUUCACGACGCCGUCGGACGGUACUACACGAAACAGCAUGCGGGCCGUCUUGAUCCUGAAGCACGUUUAAUCCUUUUGUACCCGGCAACUCUCAUAUGCUGCAUCAGUUUGGUCGUUCUCGGGUUCGCGUUUCAAAGGCAUUGGCACUAUAUGAUUAUAGCCGUCUUCGCCGCUGCACAAUGUGUCGGUGUCAUGAUCGUAACUACUGCAAUCAAUGCGUACUUACUGGACUGCUACCCCGAAGGAUCUGGGGAGGUUGGAGCGUGGGUGACAGCUAGUCGCAAUUGGGCCGGGUUCAUGGCGACCUAUGUCCAGAUUGACUGGGUGGGAAGCAUGGGACCUGCCAGAGCUCUUGGAGUUCAAGCAGCUAUCACGAUGGGUUCCUUGGGAUGCAUUGUCUUCCUGCAGAUCUACGGCAAGCGGAUUCGGCAUUGGCAGGGGCAGAUGAGUUUUGGACAGAAGAGACGCGCAUCUGCAUGA
Messenger RNA from Penicillium diatomitis, 1530 nucleotides. Its product is annotated as putative MFS transporter. The record is from RefSeq and is a predicted model, not a curated record. Lineage: Eukaryota; Fungi; Ascomycota; Eurotiomycetes; Eurotiales; Aspergillaceae. Gene Ontology annotation, molecular function: transmembrane transporter activity. Bases 1 to 1530 code for a protein of 509 amino acids. The transcript has 3 exons. Gene Ontology annotation, biological process: transmembrane transport.